GUUUCACGAAUGUGUCAAGGAGAGAAGUAGGGCGGCGGCGUCGUUUAGUGUUUGUGUGUGUAAGUCGUUUUAAUACCGAGUCUCCUCUUUGUUCCAUCCUCGCAGCUGCGUGUGUGUGUGUGAGCGAAAGUGAGGGAGCAGCAGCCAUGGACAUGGUAAAGAAGGGUUUUACCAAAGCCAAAGGUGGAGUCGUGGCAGCGGCGGAGAAAACCAGGCAGGGAGUGACCGGAGCAGCUGAGAUGACGAAAGAUGGGGUCAUGUUAGUCGGCAACAAAACAAUAGAUGGUGUCUCAACAGUUGCAGGUAAAACUGUGUCUGGAGUAUCUCACAUGGGUGGAGCUGUGGUUACCGGGGUUACGGCUGUGGCCCAGAAAACUGUGGAGAGCGCAGGCACCAUUGUCACCGGACUGGUCAAGAAGGAUCCAGCCAAACCGACUGAUGACGCUGCCGCUGCCGCCGCCGCAGUAGAGAACGUGGCAGAGUCACCGGUGGAUACUGAGCCUGCUGACGCUGAAGCUACUGAGGAGGACUCCGACGACUGAGAGCUUCACAAUCAAAGAUCAGCGAAAAACAUUCCAUGUCGCUCUGCCAAGUCCCGUCGUGCCUCGUUUUGGUCCUUUAUGGAGUCUGUGCGUGGUGUCUGUGUGUGGUUUGUUCUGUGUGUGCGUGCGUUCAGCGGAGUAAAUGUGUAACUGUUGUAUGGAAAGUGAGAUUAAGUGUGUGUGUGUGUGUGUCAUUUGAGACCAGCUGUCAUUUACAGUGACUCCCUCCCACUGAGAAGGCCACCUGGUCACUGCAUGCGUGUGUGUACGUGUGUUUUCUGUGUGGUCAGUCGCUGUAACGUGGAAAAACCACCACGAUUUACCACUUCAAAACACCUAAGUGUCUCAAAAUAAAUCAAAUAUUUCCAGAGAUCUGGUUGAGAUUAAAUCAAAAGGAUAUUCUCUCUUUUUGUUUGUGAGCUGUCACUGUUUUUGUUUCUUGUUUGUUUUUUUUGCGGUGGAACAAAUUUUGUGCGUUCAUACUCUUUAAGCUAUUGCUGCUAUAAAAAAAAUGAAUGAAUAAAUAUAUAUAUAUAGAUAUCAUCAUGACUGGACUUUUGAAAAACAAGAGCAUGUAAACUAUUAAGUGUUGAAUAAAAAACGUGAAAAAUC
This is a messenger RNA of Solea solea (common sole), 1154 nucleotides long. Its product is annotated as alpha-synuclein-like. The record is from RefSeq and is a predicted model, not a curated record. Gene Ontology annotation, cellular component: cytoplasm; axon terminus; neuronal cell body. Gene Ontology annotation, molecular function: cuprous ion binding. The transcript is spliced from 5 exons. Lineage: Eukaryota; Metazoa; Chordata; Actinopteri; Pleuronectiformes; Soleidae. Gene Ontology annotation, biological process: synapse organization; synaptic vesicle endocytosis; chemical synaptic transmission. The coding region runs from base 147 to 542 and encodes 131 amino acids.